AGAGUACUGUACCUUUUGAUGGGAGAUAUUGAUAGUAAAAGAUUUCAACACUCAGCACAACAGUUUUAUGAAGACAAAUUAAGGCGGAGCAGAACGCGGCCCGCUGUAAGCCCAGGCAUGUGUGAUUUGUGUGAUUGGGUUUAGACGGCGUUGGUCGGCGGCAACGUCUUGGGGGUCCAGAUGACCGGAUGCUCCACGGGCAAUGCGCGCUGUCCUGCUAACAAUAUCAAGUUUGCACCAUCACUGUGGGCCUCAGAGGACGAGCUGUUUGUGGAAUAGAUCCAAGAUUCUUGUAACUUUUCUGCUAGCCACAUCCUGUUCAAACACAUCUCUCUCCUCUCGUAUACCCUCCUCUGUCUGUCCUGCAGCCCGCUCUUAUUCCCUCUUGCUCAACAGACCUUUAAACAUUACAGUCCUCUCUCCACAUACACACCCCCUCAAUCUGGCCCCUUUCUCUUCUUUUAGCUUUCAUUUCCAGUUCCUUAUCUCCUUUACCUGCAUGAGAAGGACAGUCUUUCCCAGUCUUGUCCCAAACUCUCACUACACCCCUCUCCUAAAGCUUCUUUUCCACUAAUGGGCACCAUAUCAGACAGCAGCACCACAUUCCCUUCAUUGUCACUGAGAACCGCUCUCCACCCCUAACUACCUUGCCAACACGAACAUCAACACAACCCAAUGGAGACAAAAGAUAUGAUGAUGACGAGCAUGCUGACAAUGGACAAAGGGGAGAAUGAGGGAGAGAGGGACAAGGAGAGUGAGGACAUGGGGGGAGAAGAGGAUGGGACACAGCGUGAAAAUGGUAGACUUAUGCUUGCUGAUGGGCUUGCAGACAGAGGUCCCAAGAGCAUGACAUCUGGCUCUGGCCAGCAGGUGUCCAAUGGCUUCACAACAUCCACCCCUCAGAGCCCCAGGGAGGGCCCAGGGACUGCAGCUUGCGCUGCGGGUACAGCCGCAGGACCCGGAAGCGGUACUGGAUCCUCAGCACCUCUGGGAGGCCUAAGGACUCUGAUGGUCCAGCAAACAAGCUUGGACAGGCCCAGAGAAACCUGGAGCAAAAAGAUGGACUUCCUGCUGUCCGUGAUCGGCUACGCCGUGGACCUGGGAAAUGUCUGGCGCUUCCCAUACAUCUGCUACCAAAACGGAGGAGGUGCCUUUUUGCUGCCCUACCUGUUGAUGGCAGUGUUCGGAGGGGUGCCUCUGUUUUACAUGGAGCUAGCUCUCGGCCAGUUUCAUCGCAGUGGCUGCAUCUCCAUCUGGAAACACAUCUGUCCCAUCUUCAAAGGGAUAGGCUUUGCCAUCUGUAUCAUAGCCCUCUACGUAGCCUUCUACUACAACACCAUCAUGGCCUGGGCCUUGUACUACCUACUGUCAUCAUUCCGGGCCACUUUGCCUUGGUCCACCUGCACCAACCCCUGGAAUACAGCCAACUGUAACCGCUACAUGUCCUCAGACCACAACGUGUCCUGGUCCAACUCCUCUACGUCCCCUGCUGAGGAGUUCUAUACCCGGCAGGUGUUGCAGGUCCAUCUCUCCCCAGGUCUGCACGAGUUGGGCUCUAUCAGCUGGCAACUGGCUUUAUGUCUGCUCUUCAUCUUCACCAUUGUUUACUUCAGCAUCUGGAAAGGAGUCAAGACGUCUGGAAAGGUAGUUUGGGUGACUGCUACCUUUCCCUAUUUGGUCCUCCUGAUCUUGCUCAUCCGUGGGGCCACCCUGCCAGGGGCCUGGAGGGGUGUCGUCUUCUAUCUCAAACCUGACUGGGAGAAGCUGCUUUCCACUACUGUCUGGAUUGAUGCAGCAGCUCAGAUCUUCUUCUCUCUGGGUCCGGGAUUUGGCGUGCUCCUUGCCUUUGCCAGCUACAACCCGUUUCACAACAACUGCUACAAAGAUGCGUUGGUCACCAGCUCAGUGAACUGUCUGACGAGCUUUCUGUCUGGCUUUGUCAUCUUUACUGUGCUGGGCUACAUGGCUGAGAUGAGGCAACAGAAUGUGGACGCUGUGGCAAAGGAUGCAGGUCCCAGUCUGUUGUUCAUCAUUUAUGCAGAAGCCAUAGCAAACAUGCCUGCUGCCACCUUCUUUGCCAUCAUCUUCUUCCUCAUGAUCAUCAUGUUGGGUCUGGAUAGCACGUUUGCAGGCUUGGAAGGGGUAAUCACAGCUAUGCUAGAUGAGUUCCCUCAUAUGCUGGUUAAGAGACGAGAGUGGUUCGUCUUUGGCCUCGUGUGUGUGUGUUACCUUGGAGCUCUCUCUACGCUUACAUAUGGAGGAGCGUUCGUAGUGAAGCUGUUUGAGGAGUACGCUACGGGCCCUGCAGUCAUCACUGUGGUGCUGCUGGAAGUCAUUGCUGUGUCCUGGUUCUACGGCACCAACCGUUUCUGUAAUGACGUGCAGGUCAUGCUUGGUUUUUACCCGGGUUGUUUCUGGAGGGUCUGCUGGGUGGCCAUCUGCCCCUGCUUUCUGCUGUUCAUCAUCAUCAGCUUCCUGGCCUUCCCUCCAGAGGUCAGGUUGUUUGAUUACCACUACCCACCAUGGACUACUGUCUUGGGCUACUGCAUCGGGGUGUCGUCAUUCAUCUGUGUGCCCUCUUACAUGGUCUACCACCUGCUUAAUGCUAAGGGCACAUUCAAACAGCGUCUGUUAAAAAGCAUCACGCCAGUGCCCGGCGGUGACAGCCACAGGGAUUUUAUUGUCACAAAUGCAGUCUGACCAAACCCUGACCAAAAGAAAAGUGCAACUCUACCUACCUGGAGUGCCCUCUUCUGGACAUACUGCAAAACUACAGGACAAGGGGGCUACCUUUCACCGUCUUUGCCUCUUUUCGUGCAUCUCCUACACUCGUUCCAUCCAAGUUGUAGAAAUGUAAACGGAGUUAGUUGAAGCCAGGCAUUAGUAGAUAUGUCUAGCUUGGUUCAGAUCGGAUCCUCGUGCUGUUUUUGUUUUUUUUCUAAGUUUUGCAGAGUCUCUGUGGUCACCUUCUCAUUUCUGUCCCACCUAAAAGGGGUCACCAGAGUCACUCAGUGACCAGGUUUUUCUUCAGGUCACCCAGCUCUAACAGUAAUUUUAUAUAAUAAGUGAUAAGUAUGACACAAUUUCUUUAAUGUAGACAGUAAAACAUAUACCCAAACAGGAGAUACUGUACAAUGAACUCAGUCAGCGAAGGCCAGAUAAAUACAUUACAGUCCUCUCUGCUCUGACUGUUAAUGGUUGUAUUUUUAUUUAAUGCUGUUAAGUUAUGCAUUCUAAUAUGUAGCAAAUUCAGGUAUCUUUUACAUCUGUUACUGAAGCCAAAUAUAUGAUAUCUGUUCUGUUCUUGUUUCUAAAGUCGUUUCAAUAUUGUUGUGGUUUUGUUGUGUUGACUGUCAGCCUGUGUUUAUUUGGUGGCAUCUUGGAGGAAGGACAGAUCUGCAAUGAGGUUCCUACACUGUGAAACACUGUCUGGUAGUGGUAUGAAUGUGUACGUUUGUGACUGUGUGUGGUCAUGUAGAAGAAGGACUGUUAUAAUAACCAGUGGAAAGUAACCACUUGUAUUCAUUCUUGUAACUGCAAUAUAACACGAGUUUAUUUUACAAUGUAGCAGUGCUGUCGUUGCAUCUUUCACCACACAUUACCAGACUCAGUGCCGAUGGUCUUUGUUUAAUUACACUCAUGCUCUGCGCUCUGCCGUCGUACUGCGUAUCUGUCAGUAGGAGAAGCCAAAUAUGGAUCAGAGCUAAUACCAUUACCAGUAUCACAGUCUGAAAGUCA
This is a messenger RNA of Oreochromis niloticus (Nile tilapia), 3738 nucleotides long. It is a transcript of the gene slc6a4a, whose product is annotated as solute carrier family 6 member 4a. Gene Ontology annotation, molecular function: serotonin:sodium:chloride symporter activity; serotonin binding. Gene Ontology annotation, biological process: serotonin uptake; sodium ion transmembrane transport; amino acid transport. The coding region runs from base 676 to 2700 and encodes 674 amino acids. The record is from RefSeq and is a predicted model, not a curated record. The transcript has 15 exons. Lineage: Eukaryota; Metazoa; Chordata; Actinopteri; Cichliformes; Cichlidae. Gene Ontology annotation, cellular component: neuron projection; synapse; plasma membrane.